GUAUUCUUCUCCACGCUACACAACACAAAUACCCAAAAAGAUCAGACGAGAAAACACCCAAAUCAUGGAUUGCCCACAAAUUUCUCCCACUCUCAGCUUCGGCAGCGUUCCGAAUUUUCUGUUUACACCAUCCUUUUUCCGGUCAUCAUCUCCGUUUCCGGCCUAGUCUACUACUUCUCCCACCGGAACAAGGACAAGCAAAGAAAGUAUUACUCAAUUCGGUUGUAUAUGUGCACAUUUCUGAUGAUCUGCGAGAUCUACUGUUAUAGGGCAUUCGUGAAAUGGGCCACCUUUCAUUCAUGUUCAAUGGACUGGUGAAAUCUCUAUCACUCAAGAAAGGCCGAAAUUCAGGGAAUUGUAGCGCACGGGAGGCAGUGGAAGCCAUGGCAAGAGAUGCCAAGAAGAAUGGCUUGAUACUGCGGUCUUCAGGAACUGUUAAUGUUAGUGGAUCUAACAAUUUUGCAUCACAAUUCUCCAAAAGAGGCGAGAAAGGAGUGAACCAAGACUGCUUCAUUGUGUGGGAGGAAUUUGGGUGCCAAGAAGACAUGAUGUUUUGUGGGAUUUUUGACGGGCACGGUCCAUGGGGACAUUUUGUGGCAAAGAGGGUCAGAGAAGUGAUGCCUUCCUCCUUGCUGUGCAAUUGGCAGGAGACGCUUGCUGAAGCAGCUUCGCUUCAUCCUGAUUUUAAUUUGGAAGAUGAUGAUAAAAAGCUCUGCAGAUUUAAUAUAUGGAAGGAUUCCUACUUGAAGACUUGUGCUGCAGUUGAUCAGGAUCUCGGCCACCACCGGAAAAUCGACUCCUUCCACAGUGGAACCACUGCUCUCACAAUUGUUAGGCAGGGUGAACUUAUAUUCGUGGCAAAUGUUGGCGACUCCCGGGCUGUAUUGGCUGCCACUUCGGAUGAUGGCAGCUUGGUGCCAAUUCAACUUACUGUUGAUUUCAAGCCCAAUCUACCACAGGAAGCCGAGAGGAUAAUUCAAUGCAAGGGGCGAGUCUUUUUUUUGGAGGACGAGCCAGAGGUGCACAGGGUGUGGCUGCCGGAUGAGGAAUCGCCAGGGUUGGCAAUGUCUAGGGCAUUUGGGGACUACUGUGUGAAGGAUUUUGGGCUCAUUUCUGUGCCAGAAGUGACACACAGACGCAUAACCAGCAAGGACCAAUUUGUUGUGUUGGCCACAGAUGGAGUGUGGGAUGUGAUCUCCAAUGAAGAAGCUGUACAAAUUGUGUCCUCCACGGCAGACAGGGCAAAAUCGGCUAAGCGUCUGGUGGAGCUCGCUGCUCGUUCAUGGAAGCGCAAGAGGCAAGGAAUCGCAAUGGAUGAUAUUUCGGCUAUUUGUCUUUUCUUUCACUCUUCUUCUUCCUUGUUUUCGCACACUGUAACAAAGCCAAGAUAGCAGCAAUGAGAAAUGCAGAAGUAUAAGCAGAAGCAGAACCACCACUUCGUUCACUGUUGUAUCAAUCAACCAUAUAUGCUCGCUUCUGUUUCUUUCUUUUCCUGGAUGCAGCAGGCGAGCUUCUA
Messenger RNA from Diospyros lotus (date-plum), 1516 nucleotides. Its product is annotated as probable protein phosphatase 2C 34. The transcript is spliced from 6 exons. The record is from RefSeq and is a predicted model, not a curated record. Gene Ontology annotation, biological process: protein dephosphorylation. Bases 282 to 1391 code for a protein of 369 amino acids. Lineage: Eukaryota; Viridiplantae; Streptophyta; Magnoliopsida; Ericales; Ebenaceae. Gene Ontology annotation, molecular function: protein serine/threonine phosphatase activity.